This is a messenger RNA of Dovyalis caffra, 1401 nucleotides long. The record is from the annotation of a GenBank genome assembly. Lineage: Eukaryota; Viridiplantae; Streptophyta; Magnoliopsida; Malpighiales; Salicaceae.
AUGGCGGUGCAGAGGAUAGAGAUAGGAAGAGGAGAUCUAUGGAAGUGCAAAGCGAAAGCACUACAGCUCCGCCUGCUAGAUCGCUUCAGAGUGGCGGUUGAUCGUCAUCGCCGCCGUCCUCAAAUUUUCUCCGCCGCAUCCGAUGGUUACUUCACCUCCACCGUCCAACGGUGGCUCAACCGUUUCCGUGAUUUCCGGAGAGAUUCUCUCCAGUCUCCCACCGCUUUCUACCGCAAACGAGUUAGCAAGGACUUUAAUGCUGGUGAAGAAUCUGUUGUUAUACGAAUGGUUCAGUCUGUGGCUGUGCCUCUGCUUGGAAACAUGUGUCAUGUGUUCAUGCAUGGUCUUAAUCGGGUUCAGGUUUAUGGUGUGGAGAAAUUACACGAUGCAUUGCUGCAUAGACCCAAGAACAAGCCUCUUUUGACGGUGAGCAAUCAUGUUGCUUCUGUGGAUGACCCGUUUGUUAUUGCUUCACUGCUCCCUCGUAGUGUACUGAUGGAUGCUCAGAACUUAAGAUGGACGCUUUGUGCAUCUGAUCGUUGUUUUAAGAAUUCUGUGAGUUCUGCAUUUUUCCGAUCUGUCAAAGUAUUGCCAGUUGCUCGUGGUGAUGGGAUUUAUCAGAAGGGCAUGGACAUGGCUAUUGCAAAGUUGAACAGUGGCAGUUGGGUCCACAUAUUCCCAGAAGGUAGUCGUUCUCGGGAUGGUGGAAAAACCAUGGGUUCUUCCAAGAGAGGUGUGGGGAGGUUGAUCCUUGAUGCUGACACAAUCCCUAUGGUCAUACCAUUUGUACACACUGGGAUGCAAGAAAUCAUGCCCCUAGGAGCUAAUCUCCCAAGGAUUGGAAAGACGGUGACGGUGCUUGUUGGAGAUCCAAUCCAUUUUGAUGAUUUACUUAAUGUAGGAGGAGUUGAAAACAUGUCUAGAGGAAAACUGUAUGAUGCUGUGGCUUCAAGAAUCGGGCAACAAUUGCAGCGACUCAAAGUCCAAGUCGAAAAAUUAGCAUCAGAACAAUCUGUCAAGUUACAACAAGCUACUGCUGGAAUCACAGAUAGGGCAGCUGAUAUGUUGCAGCAGGUUGAUUGGGGUUCAUUUGGUGCAGGAAGCACCAAAGAUAAAGAUUUGCUAUGUGAAAUCCAAUCUUCACAGGAUGCCACCUAUCAACAGGAGCCCCGUUCUUCUGACCGUGGCUUCAGAAUUGGACUCUCUUAUGAGAGUGGAAUCAUUUCAAGUAUGCGUGGCUACAUGGACUCAACCGAGCUGCUGGGUUUUGCAGCCAGAGGUCUAUUCAUGAACUAUAGGGCAAAGGAAAAUACCGCUAGUGUUAGAGAUGUAGGCCCAGUGAGGGCAUGGAAACAGUUUUUGGAAGCUAACUUACUAGGACAAUGCAACAACACCUGCUAG